Molecule: messenger RNA, 8941 nt
Organism: Myxocyprinus asiaticus (Chinese sucker)
Lineage: Eukaryota; Metazoa; Chordata; Actinopteri; Cypriniformes; Catostomidae
Product: scm-like with four MBT domains protein 2
Exons: 22
Coding region: 224-2815 (863 amino acids)
Biological process (GO): regulation of DNA-templated transcription
Cellular component (GO): nucleus
Molecular function (GO): histone binding; transcription corepressor activity
Source: RefSeq, a predicted model, not a curated record
CAACUGUAAAGGUCAAUGAAGGAGUCGGCUUGAAAAUAAUCUGUAGAUGUUGUGACAUGCGCAGACGAGAGAUGAUGCCAUAUUGGACUUGAGUAUUCAGCUGACACACGCAUACACGCACCGUUCCUGCUUCAACCAGAACACCGGAAAACACAAUUCAGAUAGACGGGGAAACAAGCUUAAGAGCUGAUGUUCCGAUUUCGUUGGCAACUUCUUGUUUUGCAUGGAUUGUGUGGAGGAGGAGGUGGAUUUCAACUGGGAGGAGUAUCUCGAGGAGACUGGAGCCACUGCUGCCCUACACAGUUCAUUCAGACAUGUGGAGCUCAGUCUUCAGAGCAGUUUUCAGCCUGGAAUGAAGCUCGAGGUAGCCAAUAAGGGCAGUCUGGAUACAUAUUGGGUGGCCACCAUCAUAACCACAUGUGGUCAAUUGCUAUUAUUACGCUACUGUGGCUAUGGUGACGACCGCAAAGCUGAUUUCUGGUGUGACAUCAUGACAGCCGAACUGCAUCCUGUCGGUUGGUGUGCUCAGAACAACAAAACGCUUCAACCACCUGAAGAUAACGUUUACCUCAGAGCAGCUAUAAAAGAAAAGUACAAUGACUGGACUGAGUUUCUUAUCAAAGAGCUCACAGGUUCACGAACGGCACCAGCAAACUUACUUGAAGGGCCAUUACGAGGUAAAAACACAGUGGAUCUGAUCGUAGUAGGUUGUGUUUUGGAGGUGCGUGAUGCCUUUGAACCCAGCGUGUACUGGGCUGCUCGGGUCCAGCGUAACAUUGGUGGACGCUUGUGCCUCAGCUAUGUCGGAUUAAAUGACCCUGCCUACUACUUCUGGAUGUUCUAUCUAGACAUUAGACUCCGCCCCCUGGGCUGGGCCAAGGAGAAUAAUUUAUCAGUGGAGCCGCCCACAGAUCUGCGUAUUUUGAGGAGCAGGUCAGAAUGGACUGAAGCUUUAGAUGAAGCGACUGCUAAAGCCCUAAACAGUCCACUUCCACUGGAGGUCUUCAAGGAUCACGCUGACUUGCGUACACACUCCUUCAGGACAGGAAUGAAGCUUGAAAUGGUGUCACCAAAAGAACCUUUCCACAUCUGUCCUGUGUCUGUAACUAAAGUCUAUAAUGAAUACUACUUUCAGAUCACAGUGGAUGACCUCAAUCCUGAAGCCCCACCCUCUUCUGUGGUGUGCCAUGCUGAUUCGCCAGGCAUUCUGCCAGUCCAGUGGUGUCUCAAGAAUGGUGUGGGACUGGAGAGGCCACGGGGUUUUGAGUCACAGGACUUUGACUGGGCAGAUUACCUCAAACACACGGCCACUGAAGCUGCUUCAGAUGUGUGUUUCCCAAAUGCGUGUCAGAGCAGGGGCUUCUGUAAGGAUAUGUGGCUUGAAGCUGUCAACCCACUCCAGCCUUCCGAACUCUGUGUCGCUCGUAUCACUCAGGUCAAAGGUCGACUACUCUGGCUAAGACUAGAAGGUCUGACCAAGCCGUCAGCAGAUUGUAUAGUAGAUGUGGAGAGUAUGGAUAUAUUCCCAGUGGGCUGGUGUGAAGCUAACGGCUAUCCCUUAUUGCCGUUACUGAAGACAGUCUGUCCACCUCAGAGGAAGAUCGCUGUUGUACAGCCUGAGAAACAGUUGGCCCCCUCACAGCCUGCUGAUGCCCCCCUUAACCUGUGCUCCUCCACCGCUAUGGAAACAGGUUUGGUGAAUGGAAAAUACUGCUGUUCCCAGCUUUAUGUGAAUCAUCACUGUUUCUCUGGUCCGUAUCUCAACAAGGGCCGAAUCGCUGAGUUACCGCAGGCCGUGGGGCCCGGCAAAUGUGCUUUAGUCCUUAAAGAGAUUCUGACAAUGUUAAUAAACUCAGCAUAUAAACCCGGCCGUGUGCUCAGAGAGCUACAGAUGGUAGAGGAUCCACAAUGGAACUGCCUGGAGGAAACCCUGAAAGCCAAAUAUAAAGGGAAGAGCUAUCGUUCCACCAUGAGGAUCGUUCGAGUAGCAGAACAAGUGUCAGAGUUUUGUCGUCGAGUGUGCGAAAGACUACAGUGCUGUCCGAAUCUUUUCGGCCCAACGCUCGUUACCGACAAUUGCCCUGAAAACUGCUCGAGCCAAACCAAGACCAAAUACACAUAUUACAAGAAGAGGAAAGUUGGCCGGCCAAGUUUAGGGGAGAUCACACAGCAAGGUGACAUGAUCAAACCAGCACGCCGCAGAAAGAAACGCAAGGCCAUCUUUGUCCAGAAGAAACGACGCUCUUCUGUUUUAGGAUACCACACCACAGAAUCACCUCAGGAUAGUGAUUUUUACUAUGACGAUGAGGAAGAUUAUUUUGAGGAGUCAGGCAGUGAGCAAAGUUCCAGCUCACCCCAUGAGCAGUCCCCUGCACACACUUUCAAGGAGGCCCCUCGGAGAGGAAGACCUCCAAGACAAGCUGCUCUUCUGCGCAGGGCGACCCAUCCAGAGCCAGAGACCUCAGACAGGUCGUCUCCCAGGAGAACCACACGUUCGGUCUCCUACAACCAGAACAAGGCAGCCAAACACACACACACAAAGGCAGAGAAUGUUGAAGAGGAAGAUGACCGGCUGGUUUUAGAGAGGAAUCCUUUGGAAUGGAGUGUAUCUGAUGUGGUUGACUUCAUCACAUCCACAGAUUGUGCCUCCCUCGCCAAGAUAUUCCAAGAGCAGGACAUUGAUGGACAAGCUUUGUUGCUAUUGACUCUUCCUACAGUCCAGGAAUGUAUGGACCUGAAGCUCGGUCCAGCCAUCAAACUAUGUCAUCAGAUCGAGCGAGUCAAAGUGGCCUUUUACUCCCAGUACGCUAACUAAGCUAACUGUACUAACACUGCUAGCUUACCCAGAGGCCUUUGCUUUGGCAGACAUAAAGAAACAGAAACCUGUGUAUCGUCCUCAGGGGUGUAAAGUAUCAUUCCAUCCAUCUCGAAACCUCGGGUUGGCUACAGUACAUAGCCUACUGAUUUCAGAGGAUUUGUAAACCAACUCAGCGAUUGUAUUAUAUUGACAUCAUUUUCAUUUGAUAUGGCAUUUCGUCAUGAACAAUGUUAUAUUUUCUGCUUGGUGGACUGGAUCAUCAAAGAAGACUAACCAAACAAUCUAGAGGAAGCUUUGAUUGUUUUCUGGUGAAGUUUCAAAUUUGUAACGUUUUAAAGAGAGAGCAUGAACAUACGAAUGAAGACAACGUUGAAGAUCACCAUGCAAAACUGCAAAUUCAAAGGCAAACAAUUGACAGGCAGUUUAAAUGUGUAAAAACUUCCACUGAUAAGACCAAAUUAUAUUUAUAACGGCAAAAUAUAUAUAAAGUAUUGACUUAAGAAGUUGGCUAAUAUAUUUGCAUUAUUUAUUUUGCUCUGAUAAACUAUUUUUUUAAUGUUCGUAAUUUUAGGAAAUGAAAAAUUGGGGCAGAAGUGUUAUGAAUUCAACUCAGGCAUUAUUAAUUCACUGGCUUAAAUUAUGGAAUUUCAUUAUUAUCAGGACUCAAAUUUGAUGUAGGCAUGUUCUAUGAGCGGCUGUAUGUUGUGUACUUUUGCAUGCAUCUGUACGCACACAUGUAUAACUCAUUGUAUUAUAUAAUAGCUCUACGCUUACGUCAGAUAUUCAAGUCCUUGCCUAUUGUCUGUUUUCUAAUCAACACAUUGCAAGUGAUGAUUCAGGGCAAAUUAAUUUUGAAGAGCUGCCUUUUUUGUCAUGGCCUGUCUAUAUUUUAUGUAAAUGUGACUUUGAUCUAUGCAAACUUGCAAAUGUUAUAUAUAUAUAUAUAUAUAUAUAUAUAUAUAUAUAUAUAUAUAUAUAUAUAUAUAUAUAUAUACAGCGUUUUAAUGACUUUCCUAGUGGUAUAUUUUUUACUUCAACUCUGCUUUAUGACACUUCUUUUGAUCUUUACAAGAUUGUAUUAAAUGGCUAGUGAAAUAUUGUCAUCAGUAAUUGAAAUAUCACUAUAAUUGAACAUUUCCAAUGUUUAAAAUAUCACUAUAAUUUCAACCCUAAGUAUACUAAUGAUCAUACUUACGGCGAGGUAUUGGCAGGGAUGGAUCAUGGUCCUGCAAGGCCCAGGGGCACCAGCCUCCUGGAGACCCCUCCCCCUCCACUGCCUCAUCAUAUGCACCAUGCAUGGGAAGGAAUUUUAAGCGAAUCUAGAAAUGCCAUCAGGAUUUCUGCGUGAAAACGUAUGCACACAGGUUGUAUGCACAAAUUAGUGUGCAUGCACGAUUAAGGCUUAAACAUACGCUAUGCAAAUACGUGAAAGCAGAUGCUUCUAGCUAUGCAAACUUGAUUUUGUGCAUUGUUGUGUUGUGACCACAAUUUAUAACACAAUGCAAGUAUGCAUUGCAUUCUCUAGGGGCACUAUAGUAAACAUUUGUGUGAACUGCCCUGAGAAAACUAACCGUAGAAGAAGACAAUUCACACUAAUGUCUGUUAUAUCACGCCCCUUUGUAAUGUGUUAUGAAUUGCAUUCGGAAACAUUUUGGAACGCGAUGACGCUUGAAGUCGAAGUUCAUGUUUCGGGCUGACAUGUGUUCUGCAAUGAGUUAGCCAAACAUUCCGUCUAUGUUUGCACACUUGCACAGUUUUUCUGGUGUGGAGAUGGAGUCAAACGUAAAAACUAUUAACGAUUAGACCACUGAUCUUUGAGAUAUAUUUUCAUCUGCUGUCACCUUUUGUGUGAUAUUCGCAUACUUUGUGAAUAUUACAUUGACUCCUCCAUAACAUGAUUCAUAAUCAGAUUCUUGUUUUACAGUCACUAUGUCCAAUAAUACAAAAUAGGUCUAGAAACACAUUUAACUCUAUCUAUUAUGAAUAGUCACAGCUCAUUACCAGAAAUAAUCUUUACACAGUAUGUGAAACAUGUUAGGAACCCACCGUUCGAGCUAUUUUCUUGCAAGCGAGAACUUCAUAAUCAUACAUCACACUUGUAUAAAUAAUUUUUCUGUAUUUGAUAAUGCAUGAUUUUAUAACCAUUAAGUGUUUUCUAUUGGGUCCGACUGUGAAGCUAUUUGUACAGCUGCCACUUCUCACAGUUGCCAAGCAACUUCAUGUCAGAGGUAUGCUGCACAUGGCUUUACCGGCGAUGUGUCAAACCAUGAUUGAGGUAUGUUUCUGAUGGUAGAGGAGCCCACAUGAAUUUUAGAGGACAAGUGAGAAAUAUGUAUGAGCAUUGCAAAAAAAAAAAUAAGGGAUCUAUUUCAUAUCUCAUUUGUUUCUCCUAGACAUGAAAUGAUAUGAAAUGGAGAACAAAUUGAGAUUUUGUAUUAAGUCUUCUGCUUCUCAGAGUUUACUCCUGAGAGAAAGACCCAGAGUGUGAGUUCUAAAAGAAAUCCAAACAAUGUCUGAAACUACGCACAGAUUUGCCAAGAUACCAAGGUUUGCUAUCAAAAGUCAGAGAUUACAAUAACAAACAUUUUUCAUCAGAUUCUUCCAAAACUAAAUUAUCUGAGCUAUGCAAUACAUGUCAUUUUUUUAUAACCCUACAAUCUUACUGUAAGUCAAAUUUGACUAGGGUAAGGGUUUCUAGAAGAAACAUCGGAGACAAAGUUGAUGCUAAAAUAUGACAUAACUUACAGUUCUCAUUAAGUGAGGCAUGAAAGAGCAACCUCUGAGCAAUACAAUUUUCCAACCCGAUCUCAUCAGAAUUUGUAACAAUAGUAUAAGAUGGCAAAUAUGUAAUAAAUCACUUAUACACCAACCGGUCACAUAUGCUUCUUUUGUGUCCUUGUAGACACCAAUGUUUAGUUUCUUUCUUGUGAGAGAAAGUCUGUGUCGACGCAAAGGUACACCUAACAAAGAAGACAUUACCCAGACCCUAAACCCAACCAUGAUAGGAAUGUAAAAAGCCAUUUCGUGAACAAUGGAAGAAAGUGAAACUUCCAGGAUGAGAAUGCGUGUUCAUGAUAUAUUUCUUCAUUUUAACCCCUAACCCAAACCCCUUACCUAAAUCUAACCAUAAAUUGGAACAAGUGACCAUUAUUGCAAUCAGUGCCAGACUGCCAGUACUACGAUGAGAUCUUUGGGGGGAGGGGCAUUUUGAACAUUAGAGUGGGUGAUAGAUUUUCUCAUUUCACUGUCCAACCAGGGAAGAGGAGGGGGGCCUUGGUCAUUUCACCAACAGACCGGGUGAGGGGUGUCAGAAGUUUCUAUGCCCCCUCUUUUUAAUGUGACAGACUUACGAUUUUCACCUGGUGAACAAUAAAUGGAUGAAAAAAAAAAAAAAAAAAUUCCCCUAGACUUACAGUACAUUGAAGGAGGGUCCUGAGCCAUAUCUAGGGACCAGAAUAUCGUACCCUGAUAGCACACUUACAUCACCCAGCCGUCUAUAUUUGAUGUGUGUGUUUACAUCUGUAAGACGUAAUUUUUGGGCUAUUUGCUCAUCUGCAAUAUGUCUAUAAGAAGUAGCCUUUUAAAUGUCAACAACACAUUCAGCAGAUGUCUUAGAAGUCCACACUAUUAAGUUUUUGAUUGAAAACGCAUCUUUUUCUCUACGUUUUGGCCUUCCAUCCAUACUGAGACAGUGAUUUUGACAGCAAAAACAGUUUUUCAAAAACGAUCCCCCAAGUGGAUACAUUUGAAAAUGUUGUCUUUGCAUUGUAGUGUGGACAGGGAAAAUGGAGAUAUCUGAAAAUGAUGACAUAUUUUUCAUCAUGUGAUGCAGUCAUGUGAUCCUGUCAACCCAAAAUCAAAAUGGUGGCUCAUGUUGUAGCAGCACUAUUGUGCCUGACUUCUAAUUUGAUAGUGAAACCUUAACAUUGCAUUUCUUCAAAGGCAAUGGGAAGUUUACUCGAAAUUGCUGUCUGGCGAUGGAACACAAGGACAAUUGCGUUUCAGACUGUACAUGGAACGGAGAUUUUUUUGCAUGCAUAGUAAGGCGAUUUAAAAGUUUUUGUAAGUUUCAGUGUGGACGAGAAACUUUUGGAACAAGCUUGAACUACACCAGCUGUGUGGACGGAGAGUGUUUUGAAAAUGGCAUUUUCAAAUGUAUCCGGAUUAAUGUGGAUGUAUAGCCUGAUACGUUUACAAUGUAGAAUGAUUAUUCAUCUUUUUUAAGAUGUUUAGCAAAUGUUAAUUAGAUUGUUAUGCUUUCCAGAUGAAAAGUUCUAUAACAGACAUCUCGGUGACGUACAGUAUGUAUGCUAUCUGGGUAGAGACUUGACACCCUAGCAACUGCAUAGCAACAUGCUAAAAACAUUUAGAACACCCAAUACAUUUUCUUCAUAUAAAGGAAAAAUCUGUAAUUGGAUGUUUUUGAAGUUUUCAGUUAUGUAUUUAUGAACCUUAAAGAUGAAAGGCAAAGAACAGCUUUAGUUAACAAGUACUGUAUACGAAAGAGAUGUUUACUUUCAUAUACCUUUGAAAUGUAUAGAUCGCUAAACUGAUGCAACAGGCUAUCCUCAAAAGACAACUGUAACUAUUAGUUAAAACUUUAGUAUGUCCACUAAAUGGAAUGGCCUAAUAGCAGAGCUUUGUGGAAAUUGGCUGUUAGAAUUCAUAUAACUUGAAAGUUUACUAAGCGACAAAAUAUUGCUGACUUGUCUACAACGUCAGACUUGUGAAUUGAUGUGUGUGUGUACUUAGAAGCAUGUACUGUAUUACUGUGUAGAUAAUAUUAUGGGGGCUGGUGGCAUGCGGGGUUGUGUGUCUGUGUUAAAAAAAAAAAAAAAGCUGCUUCCAUGAGUUAACCACAAAGCUCAUUCUCAUACUAACACACACCUGAAACUGGGUCACGAAGGACCUGCGGGGGUAAAAGGGGCCAGUCUUGAGUGAUAGGCAAUGACACAUUCAAAUAAGCUGCUUUUUAUUUUUGCACAUUUUGCAAGCGAUCGGAAAUCAAGAUAUAGUUCCAAGGACGACUCUCUUUCUCUCUGCACUUUUACCGCAGUUGAAAGAUGCAACAAAACACAAUCACACACAGAUCUACACACCUGCUUUGAAAUUAUACACACUUCUACAGGAACAGUACUUCCAUAGUUUGCCUGUCUACUUUGAAUAUUUCUGUUUUCUUGUUGAACUGGACUGGAGAUACUGUCAUAAAGUAACAUGAUAAUUUCGUAAUUAAAUGCAAUUGCAACAUGUACAUACUGCAGUAAAAAGAACUAAGUUCAGGAAUUCAUAAACAACAUUAAACUCUAUAAUCCUUUUUGAGUUUGUGUAUUGGUUUUGUAGCAGGUUCUAGGUUGGCCUGGUCCUUGACUUUGUUCUGCAAUAAUAACCCUUCUCAGAUGUGUACAUCCUGGAAAAACACUCAUGUAUUCAAAUAAGCACUGGCUCUUUGUAUGAAAAGCUUUCAGGCUGUACGGCAGUACAAUGCAAAGGCAUCUUUGACACAUUCUUUAAAAUUGACUCAUCAUGGAAAUCUUACACAAAGCUGGACUUCGGCACUCUGGCGCUACUUUGUAACUGCACGUUUUUGCCAGUGGGUGUACAUGCUUUAAUAUUAAUAUGUGUUUAUGUUUCAGUCCCAAAUAAAUACCCAUCAUGCCAUCUCACUCUUUUCAAGGAGAGCAGAAAAAAAAUUUUUAAUCAAAGUUUUUUUGCUGUCAUUAAAACAUGAUCAUGAUAUCACAGUUGCAUGCAAUUAUUAUGUGUUUAUAUCUGUUUGGAGUCGAAUGGUGCAUGAAGAACAGAUUUAGUUCUCUUAAAAUAAUUAUUUAAUUUUGAUUGUCCAACCAAAUGUAGAAUAUAAAAUAAUCUAAGCAUAUUUUAGCCAAUCUCGUCUGUCACAGGAUAGAUCAGAGACCCAAUUUCGCCCAAUUUUCUGAGUUUUUUCUUUGCAAGCAGAUCACUUAUCCUCCUGAGACCCAAGCAUGACUGCUGUGUGCAUUUUCCAUUUCCCUUUUUGAUUUGUAACUGUUAGCACAUAAUAAACAAGCAUGGAUUUUUUUUGUUUUGGUAACACUUUACAAUAAGGUUCCAUUUGUUAACAUUAGUUAAUGCAUUAGAUAUGAU